AUGCACAUCAAGCAGGAGGGAAUAAAACCUGUCUCUGGGUCUAACGACCUUCCCGACGCCAAAACAGAAGGAGACUACAAUAAUAACGAGUUCAUUUUGGCCGAUGACUAUGUCGACACUCUGACAACAGAAGAUCUAAGGCUUCUCCAUGAGGCCGAAGAGAGGGCCCUCCGUAACGCCCCUCCUAUUACCCAAACUUCUUCUCCCCAACGCACAGGAAACUAUGCUGCAUACGUGGUAUUCUGUGGUAGAUCAACCGGCGUCUUCAGAACUUGGGCAGCUACCAAGGCUCAAGUCUCAGGGUGGCCCGGUGGGUGCCAAAAAGGAUAUAAUUCUCUUAAGGAGGCCCAGGAUGCAUGGGUGUAUUCUUUGGCCAAUGGUACCGGCCGCGAGUCAGGGACGCUGGGUCCAAACAUCAAUCGCAGUCCUGCCCGUCCCUAUUCACCUCCAAAAAGAUCAACAACUAUCACUCCAGAUGCUGUUGCUUUUGACCCUUCUGUCGUCAUUGAGGGAUUAACACAGCUCUCUCUCAAUGAAGGUAAAAGCUUCACCACUUCAUCUCCAAAGACAAAUUCUAGAGCGGACGCGCCUACCCCGAAAAACAAGAGAUCGCCUCACCGGGAAGAUGUUUCUUUCUCAACACUUGACGUUUGGUGGGUCGUGUAUAAAGGGUCCAAGCCGGGAGUGUAUCACAGUCUUCGUGAUGCUCUGUCGGCAUCAGGGACUCACCCAAAACGACUCCUCGGCAAGGCCGCUUCUGAAGAUAUGGCUAAUCAAGAAUUUGUCAAUGCCUCCAUGAGCGGACUGGUCGAAUGCUUAUAG
This is a messenger RNA of Psilocybe cubensis, 822 nucleotides long. RefSeq lists its product as uncharacterized. The record is from RefSeq and is a predicted model, not a curated record. NCBI's taxonomy places the organism in Eukaryota, Fungi, Basidiomycota, Agaricomycetes, Agaricales, Agrocybaceae. The coding region runs from base 1 to 822 and encodes 273 amino acids. The transcript is spliced from 4 exons.